Molecule: messenger RNA, 1539 nt
Organism: Malassezia pachydermatis
Lineage: Eukaryota; Fungi; Basidiomycota; Malasseziomycetes; Malasseziales; Malasseziaceae
Product: ncs cytosine-purine permease
Exons: 1
Coding region: 1-1539 (512 amino acids)
Biological process (GO): transmembrane transport
Cellular component (GO): plasma membrane
Molecular function (GO): transmembrane transporter activity
Source: RefSeq, a predicted model, not a curated record
AUGGCGCAGGCCUCACAUCUCCCGGAGCAGCAUGGCCUAGCUGCCCACGUUGAGAAGUAUGAAGAAAAAGCUGCCCAUAGACUUGAAGAAGAAUUGCAUGUUGAAUCAGGCGCUAUUGCAAGCAAAUUAGAUCGCAAGAAAUGGGCCCACUUUGCGUGGGUUGAAUGGUCCAAUAUCGACCCGAUCCCCCAGGAGGAGCAAAAACUCAAGCAUCCCUUUUCCAUUGGGCUGAUUUGGGUAAGUGCCAACUUGAAUGUCCUUGCUUUUUCAACAGGUAUGCUUGCACCAGAAUUCGGGUUUGGAUUCCGGUAUGCUAGCUACACAAUUCUGGGCUUUUUGGUCGCUUGGGGGGUGUUCCCUGCCUUUUUUUCGUUGUUUGGACAUAAACUCGGUAUUCGCCAAAUGGUACACACACGAUACUCCUUUGGCUAUUUUGGUGCAUGUAUUGUGUCCAUCUUAAAUGCAGUCACGGGUAUCGGAUACAUGAUCUUGAACGCUAUCUUAGCUGGCGAAACCUUGCAAGCCGUCUCGCCGCAUGGUAGUAUGUCUGCGACUGUCGGCAUUGUGAUUGUAACUGUGCUGGCUUUGAUUGUGUCCUUCUUCGGUAUCCGCGUGCUCAACAUGAUUGACAUGGCCUUUUGGCUUCCUGUGUUGAUAUGUUUUGCUAUUAUGGCUGGCGAAACGAAGAGUGGCGCGGAGGGCCUGCAUGUUUUCAACAAUGAGCCAACACCCUCAGCACGUUCUGUUUUAGCUAUGGGUUGCUUAACGGCAGGCUAUUACGCUACAUAUGCGGCUUUUGCCUCUGAUGUGAGUUUGUACUACGACCGACGACAAUCGUCUUCCCUGUUAUUCAUAUGUGUCAUGGUGGCGCUUGUUUUCUCUGCACCUCCCAUCAUGAUGCUGGGCGCUGCUUUUGCGACAUCAGCUCAAUCCAUACCAGCCUGGGAAACACAGAUCGAGGCCAAUCCCUCGCCAGGUCCACUUAUCAACUAUAUUCUCUCUUCGCAUUUGGGCUCGUUUGGGAAAUUCCUUACUGUUCUUAUUGCCCUCUCCGCUGUGAGUAAUAUUAUGACGACGUUCUAUUCGAUGGGACUGAGUGUACAAACAGCUCUUCCGUUCCUGACAUUUUUGCCGCGUUUCGUCAUACCCAUUCUAGCCACAGCUAUUGUGUUACCGUUGGCUAUUGUGGGUCAGAACAGCUUUUAUUCCGCACUCACCAACUUUGUGAGCAUUAUUGCCUACUGGGCUGCCCUCUUUAUUGGUGUUGUCCUAGCUGACUUUUUUGUUAUUCGUCGUGCGCGAUUCUCGUCGUACGACGUGACGAUGUGGAAUGAUUGGCGUCGCUUGCCCCCCGGCAUCGCUGGCAUUGUCUCGGCGCUUUUGCCAUUGGGCCUUGUCAUUCCCUUCAUGGACCAAGUUUGGUACACGGGUCCAUUGGGCGAAAUAGUAGGCGACCUCGGUUUUGAGAUUGGCCUUGGCCUCUCGUUUCUUUUCUACUGCCUCUUGCGUCCGUUGGAGCGCUGGGUCUUUGGACGCUAA